UCUCCUCUAUUAAGAGGGAACUUUUGUGUUUUGUUCUCCAAGUUCAGCUCGGUCAUCAAGCCCUGUUCUCCGCUGCUCUUUUCUUACAUCUCCGCGGCGUCUUUUAUUCCAUUCCCUCCGAUGCCAUCAUUUUUCUGUGUUUUUACACUUUUCAUGGGAAUUCUGGAUAUCGAGACCAUGCGCAUUCAAACGGGACCUGUUCUGAAAAUCGUUUGUUCUUCGUUUCCAUUGGUGUUUUAGUUGGAAUAUAAAUGUUUAGCCGUGCACUGCUUGUAUUGGAGUAAAGAUGACCCGUGUGUUUUGUGCUUUUGCUGGAGUCAUGUUGGUGUUUAGGAUUAUUUUGCUGUGCAUCGUGGAGUUGCAUACGGGCUGCGAUGCGGUGCUCGCCGCCGGUCUCACCACUUUCAGGGCUUUCACUCCACCUGCAAAAGAGGGUGUUGUGCGGACAGUCGAUCGGAUUUACCAUGGAGGUGGGAAGGUUGGUUACCUACUCUACAUGGACGGGAGAAGGUUUCAGUUAGAUAUGGAGAGGGAUGAGUCAAUUUUGUCACAUCACUUCAGUCCGAAAUAUGUGAUGGCCCUGAUGGGAGCGGGAGAAAGCGCCUCGCCUCUGCACCGGGAGUGUGUGUACCGGGGAACCGUGGACUCCAACCCCAAGUCCCUGGCGGUUUUCAGCCUCUGUGGUGGGGGUCUAGAGGGCUUUUUCGCUUUGAAACACGCACGCUACACAAUCACACCCCUCAUCCGAGCCAAGGGACACGAUAGCGACGUGCGUUUGCUGGAUGACAAGGAUGCGGAGAGCGCGCUCCACUACUUCACGCAGGAGAGCUUCAGAUUCGAAGCCAUGCCUGUGAGCGAGAGCUGUGGGACCAAGGAAGGGCGCGGGCGCAUGGGUGCAUCGAGGAAACACCGGCGUAAGGGCAGAGGGAACGGGAAACGCAACACGCACGGUGUCACCCUGGACAGGGGCGAGGAGCGAAGCAGAGCGCACGGCAGAAGAUGGUGGAAGCAGUUCUCCAAACCUGUCUCUUCGCCCUCACUGGGAAGUCGGCGCAAGAGGUCAGUUUCGCGCGCCAGGCACGUGGAGCUUCUGCUGGUCGCUGACGAGUCCAUGUCCAAGAAGUACGGCAAGGACCUGCACCACUACCUGCUCACGCUGGCCUCCAUCGCUUCCAAGUUGUACGGCCAUGCCAGCAUCGAGAACCCCAUCCGUCUGUCGGUUGUGAAGGUGACCAUGGUCACGGAGAAGGAGGGGUUGGAUGUGUCCAAGAACGCAGCCGCCACGCUCAAGAGCUUCUGCAAGUGGCAGAACCAGCAGAACCCACUGGACGACGACAACCAGCACCACCACGACGCCGCCAUCCUCUUCACCAGGCAGGACCUGUGUGGGCACCACUCGUGUGACACACUGGGCAUGGCCGACGUUGGCACCAUCUGCUCACCAGAGAGGAGCUGUGCUGUCAUAGAGGACGACGGACUCCAUGCCGCCUUCACCGUGGCACACGAGAUAGGCCACUUGCUGGGCCUGUCCCACGACGACUCCAAGUUCUGCGAAGAGCGUUUCGGCACCAGCGCGGACAAGCGUCUCAUGUCGUCCAUCCUGACCUCCAUCGACGCCUCCAAACCCUGGAGCCGCUGCACCUCAGCUACGAUCACAGACUUCUUUGACGAUGGCAACGCUGACUGUCUCCUGGACUCUCCUCGCCAGCCCAUGCUCGGCUCAGAGGAGCUGCCCGGCCAGAGCUACGACGCCGUGCGCCAGUGCCGCCUGGCGUUUGGGCCUGAGUACACGGUCUGCCCGGGCAUGGACGUGUGCGCCCGCCUGUGGUGUGCAGUGAUACGCCAGGGCCAGAUGGUGUGCCUGACCAAGAAGCUGCCCGCCGUGGAGGGCACGCCGUGUGGCAAGGGUCGCAUCUGCCUCCAGGGCAAGUGCGUGGACAAGACCCGCAAGAGACACUACUCGGCAUCUAACCAUGGUAGUUGGAGUUCGUGGGGUCCGUGGGGGGCAUGUUCGAGGACGUGUGGUGGAGGGGUGCAGUUCGCCCAGCGUCUAUGUAACAACCCGCCACCCCGAAACAAUGGGCGCUACUGCACCGGCAAGAGAGCCAUCUACAGGUCCUGCAGUGCCACCCCGUGCCCCUCGCCCAGUAAGAGUUUCCGCCAGGAGCAGUGUGAGGUGCGGAACGGCCCCCAGACAGACCCUAAGGGGAUGAAGACCUUUGUGGAGUGGGUACCCAAGUUCGCAGGAGUGCUCCCCAAAGAUGUGUGCAAGCUGACAUGCCGGGCUAAGGGCACAGGCUACUAUGUGGUGUUCUCGCAGAGGGUGGUGGACGGGACAGAAUGUCGACCGUACAGCAGCUCAGUGUGUGUAAAGGGCAAGUGUGUGCGUACAGGCUGUGACGGCAUCAUCGGAUCCAAGCUGCAGUUUGACAAGUGUGGCAUCUGUGGAGGGGACAGCACCGGCUGCAUCAGAGUGAUAGGCAACUUCACCAAGAUGAGUAAGGGCUACACAGACGUUGUGAAGAUCCCAGAGGGCUCCACCCACAUCAAGGUCCGCCAGCACAAGCCCAAGGAUCAGCCCCGGUACACAGCCUACCUGGCCCUGCGUCGUCCCGGUGGCGACUACCUCCUCAACGGCAAGUUCAUGAUCUCUACCUCAGAGACAGUCAUCCCCCUCAACGGCUCGGUGCUCAACUACAGUGGCUGGAGCCAGCGGGAUGAGUGGCUACACAGCAUGGGCCCUGGGGCCCUCAGAGAGGCCCUUACAGUUCAGAUUCUGGCCACGGACUCCAAGAGGCCCCUGGAUAUCCGCUACAGCUUCUUCAUGCCCCGUCAGGUUUUGGCUCCACCACCGCCACCUCCCCCGCCCACCUCCACAACCACAUCCACCACUACUACUACAACAACCACCUCUAUAAGAUCAAGCAGUAGAACCACAUCGGCCCCGUUUUCGGCCAUGGCUCUCUCUACAGCCCUAGGGGUGUCGACGGCGGCCUCUGGGCCCCAGUGGGUGACUGGCCCCUGGAUGAUCUGCUCCAGGACUUGUGACACGGGCUGGCAGAGCCGCACGGUGCAGUGCAAGGACCCGCAGGCCAAGCUGGCCAAGGGUUGCCCUCUGGGCGACCGCCCCUCCGCCUUCAAACAAUGCCUAGUGAAAAAGUGUUGAAAGGACCAGAAACUAGACUCCCCUGAAAGUAGGGGGUACACACAGACAGAGACACUGGUUAUUGACAGUCAACCCCUCCUCUUCCUUACCACCAACCUACUAUGCCAGGCCCUGCUUGGCAUAGCUACAGACAUACGACGGAUACAUGUGGACACUUCCGAAUAGUGCAGCCGCCCAAUCAACAACCACCCACUUGCCAAAUCCCUCCUCUAUCUGAAGGUUUCGUUUGUAUUCCUCUGUUAAUGACACAUUUUGUUUGCUUUUCUGUAUGUUCUUGCUACUGUGGGUUUUUCAUGAUUGUCCGCUUUGUCUCUUUGUCUGUGACUGCACACCUCUGGACAAUGGGCCUCCGUACUAGUCUGUUGCGUGGUACUUUUUCUCCACUUCCCUUCGGGGUCCCCUUUUUCUUCUUGCUCCUCCCACGGCCGAUUCUCCACAUACGAUUGGUCUAUCCAACUUCCUGUUUGGAUUGCGGACCAGGAAGUAGGCUGGGGGCACAAGCAAGAGCAACCAAUCCUUACUGUAACCAGUCCAGAAAUGGGGUUGAACCGCACUACAAACAUCCCAGGUCAGAAGAUGGACACACAGUGAUGGAGUGAGUUGGGGCAGAGUUGUGCCCAACAGCUAGUGCUGAGCGAUUAACCUAAAUUGUGUUUAUUAUUUUGGUUUUUAAACAACUAAUUGACAGACUUCGUUUCAAUUAUUUGAAUUCCAUUUAGUUAUGUUUUUUUCUGUGAAGUCAAUGCGUACAUUGGGCAGUUUCUCUAAGAAAUAAAUCAACUGAAUCCUGAACUGUGCAAUGUAGUUGUAGGGAGUUGUAGUUUCCAACAGGCCAAUAUUCUAAAUAAUUUAGUGCAGAAAACAUGCUAAUUAACUACAAUGAUGAUAAUCGAUUGCGUGCGUGCUUGUCCGGUCUGUGUCUUUCUUUUAUGCCUGCUACAUUAGGUUAGUACAGAAGAAUGUGCGAUCGAGAGGGAUAGAGAGCAGUUACUUUGCGAAGUAUCUGUACCUGAAAAUGCAUAAUCUAAGUGGUUGAUAGUUGGAAUUCAGCAGCCUAUUUUACUUUUAAGAACUACUAAAAUACUGAUUUUGUCAGACAGCAUAGGCAGCAGCUCUAUAGAAAUAACUUGGAAUUAAAUAAUAAAAUCAUAAAAUUAAACAAAUGUAAUAAAAACACCUGAAAUAUUUUAUUAAAGUAAAGUAAUGUGAAUAAAUGUUGUUACAGCAUUCAACCCAGAUAAUGCAUAGUGCAUUUCAUAUAUUUUUUAAAUAUUGAUAUUUUAAUAAUCGAACCAAAACCGAACCGACCUCAAAAAGCACUAAUCGCUCAGCACUACCAACUGCCAAUGCCCAGUGACACCUAUAGAGUGACUCUGGGCCAAAAGACCAUGGUGACCCUUCAACUCUGACCUUUGUGGAGGUUAAAGGUUGUAAUUUUAUGGGAUUACAUAAUGUGUGGGGCUAAGCUUGACAUUUGUGUGUGUGUGUGUUGUAAACAUACAAGUGUGAACAUAUAGUGUUUUUGUCAUAUUCAGUGUCCUAAACUCUCUUAAUGGACUUUAACCCUCAGUUCCAUUUGUAUCACUAUGCGGGUGCUAGAGGGUCGCUACCAUUUUGUCACUGUGUUUCUUUGGCUCUCCAUGUCUCUGUCUGUCUGUCUGUCUGUCUGUCUGUCUGUCUGUCUGUCUGUCUGUCUGUCUGUCUGUCUGUCUGUCUGUCUGUCUGUCUGUCUGUCUGUCUGUCUGUCUGUCUGUCUGUCUGUCUGUCUGGGAAUAAAGAAAUGAUUGCUAGUAUGACAAUGUGUGCACUGGAUACUCGCAAAUACAGCAAGAGGGAAACUAUCCCAGUCAUACCUGACCAAAUACACUUCUACAGUUCGCUCGCUCGCUCUUUCUCUCUAUCUCUCUCUCACUCGCUCACCCUCUCCAUCUCUCAUUCAACAUAUUGACACAUUCUUGUUUAAGCUAUCCAUUUCUCACACUCAGUCUUUCACUCACUCUCACAUCCACUACCAUCCAUUCUCCGUCAUCCCUCUAUCCCUCAUGAGCUUGUAAUGCUAUACCACACACCUUUUCAAGAGUGAUGAUAGACAUGCAUUAUACUGGAUACAUAUGGGCUCUUGCCACAUAGGCACAACUCCCUAUUUCUCAUUUCUCACACACAGGCACAGACACACAUUCACAUAAAGAAUACACAACACCCCAAAAUUGCUUAAUUACACAUUUAGAUAUAAACACCAAUAUCACAUAUGUACAGAAUACAUUUUGCACACACACAUAAAUAUGGAAAGAAAAUUAAACCACACGCAUACAAACACACACACACACACACACAUACUGUAUAUGUAUUACUGUUUGACACUUCCCAUGGGAAAAGACCCUUUCGUUGAACGACAGAAACACAGCACUGAACUUGUAAUUUAUUGUUUGUACAACUGGUAUGUGAAAUAAAACGUGAUGAAUUUAUUUAUUAUAAUGGCAAUGUUGUAUCAUAUUUACUAUUUAACUAAGAAUAUGACUGUGCAGAAUAAAUCAUUUUUAAGAAAAGUGUAUUUUCUAGUCAUCUACAUGAAUAUAUGUACAUUAAAUGUAUAUUUUUAAAAGCUC
Molecule: messenger RNA, 5772 nt
Organism: Oncorhynchus tshawytscha (Chinook salmon)
Lineage: Eukaryota; Metazoa; Chordata; Actinopteri; Salmoniformes; Salmonidae
Product: A disintegrin and metalloproteinase with thrombospondin motifs 5-like
Exons: 8
Coding region: 287-3166 (959 amino acids)
Biological process (GO): extracellular matrix organization; proteolysis
Molecular function (GO): zinc ion binding; metalloendopeptidase activity
Source: RefSeq, a predicted model, not a curated record